UUCCGGCGCGGCGCUGCCACUUCCGGGCGGUAGCGGCGGUGGCGGCGGCAGGAUGGUGCUGCUCCACGUGCUGUUCGAGCACGCCGCCGGGUACGCGCUCUUCGCCGUGCGGGAGGUGGAGGAGAUCAGCCUGCUGCUGCCGCAGGUGGAGGAGAGCGUCCUCACCAUCGGCAAGUUCCACAAUGUGGUGAAGCUCGUGGCCUUCGCCCCCUUCAAGUCGGCCCAGAGCGCCCUGGAGAACAUCAACGCCGUGUCCGAGGGGAUCCUGCAUGAGGACCUGCGGCUCCUGCUGGAGACCUCCAUGCCGGCCAAGAAGAAGAAGGCGCUGCUGGGGGUCGCCGACGCCAAGAUCGGGGCGGCCAUUCUGGAGGAGCUGGGCUACCAGUGCCAGACCGGGGGGGUCGUGGCCGAGCUCCUGCGGGGGAUCCGCCUGCACUUCCAUGCGCUGGUGAAGGGCCUCACUGCCCAGUCGGCCUCCAAGGCCCAGCUGGGCCUGGGGCACAGCUACUCCCGGGCCAAGGUGAAGUUCAACGUGAACCGUGUGGACAACAUGAUCAUCCAGUCCAUCAGCCUCCUGGACCAGCUGGACAAGGACAUCAACACCUUCUCCAUGCGCGUGCGGGAGUGGUACGGGUACCACUUCCCCGAACUGAUCAAGAUCGUCUCUGAGAACUACACCUACUGCCGGCUGGCCAAGUUCAUCGGGAACCGCAAGGAGCUGAGCGAGGAGAGCCUGGAGGGGCUGGAGGAGAUCGUCAUGGACAGUGCCAAGGCGCAGGCCAUCCUGGAGGCCUCCCGCUCCUCUAUGGGGAUGGACAUCUCCCCCCUCGACCUCAUCAACAUUGAGAGCUUCUCCAGCCGUGUCAUCUCGCUGUCCGAGUACCGCAAGGGCCUGCAGGAAUAUCUCCGCUCCAAGAUGAGCCAGGUGGCUCCCAGCCUCUCGGCCCUCAUCGGGGAGGUGGUGGGCGCCCGCCUCAUCUCGCACGCCGGCAGCCUGACGAACCUGGCCAAGUACCCGGCCUCGACGGUGCAGAUCCUGGGGGCCGAGAAAGCCCUCUUCAGGGCUCUGAAGACGCGAGGGAACACUCCCAAGUACGGGCUCAUCUUCCACUCCACCUUCAUCGGGCGAGCGGCUGCCAAGAACAAGGGGCGCAUCUCCCGCUACCUGGCCAACAAAUGCACCAUCGCCUCCCGCAUCGACUGCUUCUCAGAAGUCCCCACCAGCGUCUUCGGGGACAAGCUGCGGGAGCAGGUGGAGGAGCGCUUGGCCUUCUACGAGACGGGGGAGCCGCCCCGCAAGAACCUGGAGGUGAUGAAGGAAGCCGUGGUGGAGGCGAGCGAGGUGGUGGCUGAGGUCAAGAGGAAGCAGGAGAAAAAGGAGAAGAAGAAGAAAAAACGGGAGAAGCGGCGGCUGGAGGCCCUGGCUGCGGCUGCGGAGGAGAAUGCGGUGCUGGAGAUGGAGGAAAACGACAUUGAGCCCAAGAAGAAGAAAAAGAAGAAGAAGAAGGAGCAGGAGCUGGAGGCCGAAUCGGAGCAGGAGCCGGAGGAGAACGGGCUGGAGGAAGAGGCCUUGCCCAAGAAGAAAAGGAAACUAAUGGUCGAGCCUGAUCAGGAGGAGGAGGAGGGGGAGAAGAAGAAGAAGAAAAAGAAGAAGAAGGAGAAGGCCAGGGACUCGGAGGAGGACUAGGGCAGAGGCGCUGGAGCCAGGCCCUGCUCCAGCAGUUUGGACUCACGGACUAAGCAGGGGCUCAGCCCCUGGCCCGGCCGCCAGCGUUUAGGGCAGCUGCGUGCCCCGCAGCGUGACACAGCGGGGCGGCCGCAUUAAACGCGUUCUGGCACCUCGUGCUCUGGAGGGGUCCCUGUGGUUGGGCCAAGGCGCCGGCAGCCCCCAAGGCAGCGCUUGACCCUCGCUGUGCCUCCCACAAGGGUGGUGCUUCCUGCAGUGGCCGUGCCUCUACCCCCCCGUGGCCCCUUCCUGGGGGGCUCCGGCUGCGUGUGGCCUCUGCCAUGGGGCUGUGCCCACAGCCCGUGUGGGGCAGGGAACGGCUCUGUGUGACCGACCCUCAAUAAAGGGCGGAGGUUGUUGA
This is a messenger RNA of Grus americana (Whooping crane), 2087 nucleotides long. RefSeq names its product NOP56 ribonucleoprotein (gene NOP56). The transcript is spliced from 12 exons. The coding region runs from base 53 to 1687 and encodes 544 amino acids. The record is from RefSeq and is a predicted model, not a curated record. NCBI's taxonomy places the organism in Eukaryota, Metazoa, Chordata, Aves, Gruiformes, Gruidae. Gene Ontology annotation, cellular component: small-subunit processome; box C/D methylation guide snoRNP complex. Gene Ontology annotation, molecular function: snoRNA binding.